GCGAUACGUUGCAUUACCACCACCUAGAGGUGAACGAACGUGUGCAUUACAUGCGUGACCCGGAAGUUGUUCUUUUGUGUUUUAUGCGAGGCAGCUGCGUGUUAACGAAAGACAGACCAUGGGCAAAUCCAAACAGGUGGGAAACCACAAAAACGGUAGCAAGAAGAACAUUGCUAAGCAAUGGAAGACUAAGCGCAGGACGAAGGACCUUGACCAGAUACAUGUUGAUAUGAUCCCCGUCAAUUCUGUCAAGUUACUAAAGCAAGAGGUUGAUUUUGACGUCACAGGCUGUGCCCAGAAUUACUGCCUCCACUGCGCGAGACACUUUAUUGAUUUGAAAACCCUGAAGGAGCAUUUUAAAACCAAACAUCAUAAAAAACGUUUGAAGCAGCUGAGAGAAGAGCCGUACACACAGGCAGAAGCAGAACGGGCAGCGGGAAUGGGGUCCUACAUCCCACACAAAACAAAAGAGGUUCACACACAGGAGGUCGAGGAGAAUAUGGACUGAAAGAGUAUUUGGCUCUGCCUCUGUGGGAUCUUUACUUUUUUUACAGUUUGUCUUCAGAAUAAUGAUUUAACCUGUUUCACUGUUAUUUCAUGAAAAGGUGUGCAAAAUCUCAAACUUAGACCAGUUUCUGGGAUAUUCUAUGUAAACAAGAAGUACACAUAAAAGAUGUGAAUCACAGUUUCUUGUAAAGAUCACCUACUCCCGCUGCACAUGUAAAGCUGUUAACUGAUGUGCAAUUAUGACAUGAUGGAAAUAAAAAAUUCGCAAUCGU
Molecule: messenger RNA, 779 nt
Organism: Triplophysa dalaica
Lineage: Eukaryota; Metazoa; Chordata; Actinopteri; Cypriniformes; Nemacheilidae
Gene: znf593
Product: zinc finger protein 593
Exons: 4
Coding region: 119-508 (129 amino acids)
Source: RefSeq, a predicted model, not a curated record